Molecule: messenger RNA, 9679 nt
Organism: Pogonomyrmex barbatus (red harvester ant)
Lineage: Eukaryota; Metazoa; Arthropoda; Insecta; Hymenoptera; Formicidae
Biological process (GO): positive regulation of DNA-templated transcription
Cellular component (GO): SWI/SNF complex
Source: RefSeq, a predicted model, not a curated record
UGGCAGCCCUGGCAAAUACAUGAUGGCCGUUGCCACCGAAUAGUGUAACGCGUACAUGGUAUCGUCGUGUAACUGAAAAGUUUAUUAUUUUCAGUGGAGCAUCAUCGCGUCGCGCGUGCUCCGUGUGCGUUGUUUUCCUCUCGACGAGGUGCGGCGAAUCGUGCCGGAACGCGGGAUCACACAGAGCGAGGUCGCGCGUGAGCGUGAAAAUUCCCAGGAGAAAAACACGGGGUGGCAAAACCGCGUUCGCGUAGAACAAGAGUCGGCAAAAUCUUGUGCCAGAGUAAGAGCACAGCAGUGCGUCAGGCAACGACAAGCAUAUCUUUCUUAAGAGGAAACGAUUAUAUCUCAAGGUGAUUAUCGCGCGAGCGAAAGCGUAAUGUUGUGACAUUAUACCCUAGCCAUUGACAAACAUUCAAGAAUGUCUGUGAGUUACUUCCUGGAUCUGGGAUAGUGUGCUAACACGAUAAGAACUGUUACUCGCCGAAUGAUUUUCGACGGCUGUUCCCCGCGUCUUAUCCUGAACGUGUCAUGGACAAGCGUAGCAUUACUGCAUCUAUAAAUGGAUAAGAUCCUGUGGCAGAUGCCUUUUAAGUAUAAGUCAGGAUAUAUUCACGAUGCAAUUGCGCAGUUGUUCUUUAAUGGAUAAAGUAGUUCAGGAAGGAACUACUUUUUAUGCACAGCGAAACGAUGCCCGUGACGGCCACGAAUGGUUAAUGCUGGAGCAUCAUUAACUCGCAAAUACGCAAGCAUUUCAAAGAAUCAACACGGUCCUGCCUGAGCUUUGGAAGAAAUACGAAAUUAUAUGCAUGACAGGAACAGGAGACAUAGGUCGCAGACGUGUUGAGUGGCGCCGAAACGCAAAUAUUGCUUGCUGCAACUGUUAAAUAAUUUCGGAAAGAACAAAAUAAGCUGGAAAGGUGGCUAGACGCUGCCCAUAGUAAAGAGGGGCUGCGUGGGCAUGCAGCAGCCUCAGUCACGCCCUCUUCUUGGGGACUCAGUAUCCUCUACAACUUCCCCGAAUGCGCGUCACAAUAAUCCAGUUACUGUUUUGACCCAACAACAACUGCAACAAUUACAACAAUUACAAAAUAGCAGUGGCCAAUCGCUAACGUUUGCUUUGCAACAGACAUCGAACAAUCCACAAGAGCAAGGAAAUGGGUCGACAACUGGAAAUCACAUAGUCUACGUAAACCAGUUGAAUCAAUUAAAUCAGAGUACCAUAAAUCCCUCGGGGACUGGUAUGGGCCUACCCCCGGCCACCCCCACUUUUGGGGUGGGCCUUAAUAUGGGAUUGCCACUGUCACUUCUAAAUACCAGUCUUACGUCUCUCACUUCCAAUGUUAUCACCACAUCAAAUCCUCUGCUGAAUUUGGGCUUGCCAAGCAUAAAUACAGGGCUAACUACGAUAAAUCCUAGCCUGAAUCACUUAAAUGCUAUUAAUUCUAAUCUGACAUCCAAUAUUGGUUCAAAUAAUAUUAAUAACAGUUUGUCCAACUUGGGACAAGAUUUGAAUAGUAUAAACACGGGAGUAAAUACCGGAAUAAAUAGGCUCAAUACGAUAAAUUCUACAAAUAUUAAUUCUGGGCUAUCUGGAGUAAGCACCGGACUGACCGGUGUAAAUCCAAAUUUAACAAAUCUAAACUCAUCGAACGUAAAUCAGAAUCUUACUACAUUGAAUACCAAUUUAACCGCCGCAAAUUCCGGCGUGUCUGGUUUAUCUGCUAUUAAUCCAAAUACGAAUUUGACUGCUACCAGUAUAAAUUCUGGUGUGAAUCAAGGUCUCAACCGAUCCGCAAAUGCUCUGGCAACUGGUUUGACGCCAACUAGUUUGAAUUCUAGCAGUGCACAGUUUCCAUUCCAAACAAUACAAAGCAUCCAGACUAUUGCACCACACAUCGUUGCAUCGUCAAAUAUAGCACAUGUACCAAACUCGGCUAUAUCGCAACAUCCCAAUUCGAACAUCUCAACAAUUUCACAAAUCUCGAAUUCUGGGACUCUGACGAGUCCUAGCAUAUUCACGAGCACUCCCAGUGAAACGAUUCAUGCAACCACUGCAAAUGUGAAUCACGCUUCAAACGUGAAUCUCACUACGAACAUACCGCACCUUGGUACAAUGCACCCAAAUUUAUCAAAUAUAUCGACGUCGAAUGUACAACAUAUAUCCGUAUCGAAUGAACCGAUUAUGUCAUUGAGUCAUGUUUCUUCUUUAAGUUCCUCCCAGUCGACUGGAUUUCAACCACAGCGACAGUAUUCACAGGGGAUAAGCCCUGGAUUAAGUGCGUCAGUAGCAUUAACAGGCACAACACAACCGUCGAAUGUGGUCAGUACUAUGAAUACUGUUAAGACUAUGCAAAAUAUUCAAGGUCAAAACAUUAGCUCGCCGGGCAGUCCGUUUUCAAUACCCUUGAAAAGUCCAGCGUCUAAUAUAGCACCACCUACGCCAAGUCCUAGCCCUAACCGACUUUUACUUAGAAGUCCGGCUUCGAACUCGAUACAGUCCAAUCGGAAUAGUCCAAGCCCAGUCAGCACAUCAACAUCGAACAGUAACUUUAAUAUGCAGAUGCAAAGUCCCAUGCAGAGCCCGAUGAGCGUUAGCCAAAUACAGAGUCCUGUACUUAGCCCAUAUCCCCCCGCAAAAAGCCCUCAUCUAUUAAGCGGGAAUAAUUCUCUCAACAAUAGAAGCCCAGCACCUGGAGGUAGCCCUGGUCCACCUGUGGUUAGGCCUAAUACACCCAUAUUGCAGCAGGGAAUGCAGGUGUUACAAAUAAUUCAUGGUACACCACAGGGUUAUCAGUCUACUCCAACUCAGCUGAUGACUAGGACCCAAUUAUUUGGAAAUCAGCAAAUACAAAUAGCGGCGAGUAAGCCUACCAAACAACCGCCCCAAAUUCUACCAAAACCACCAAAUCAACAAACUACUACUUCUCAGCAAAAGUCACAGAGAGCUACCACUACAAUUACAAACCAGGUAACACAGCAGAGUCAACCACAAAUAGUUCUUGCUGGACCACAACCUAAUCCUACUACAGCGACAAUGAUUCCAACAGCACAGGGUUUGCUACUAAAUCAGGUAUUGCCGUCUACUGGACCUGUUAUUGUACAGCAACAACCAGGAAGCGUUCAACUUAUACUAAGGACACCACCAAGCGCGCAGCAACAAACGCAUACUACACAGUUGACACAACAACAACAAUUAGUAAGAGUGGUCACGGCAGGCAUGCAACUGCAGGGGAUUGCGCCCACAUUCUUUGCCGUACCCAAUGGAUUUCCUCCAGCUGCUUCUCCAGUGAUAAGGCAUACUCCAUCUAGUCCUGCACCAACUAAUUCAGGAACUGGCAAUUCCAUCGUAAUUCAGAAUGCUAUGGUACAAAGUCCUCAAUCGCAAAUCUCACAAGUUACAUCUGGUAAUACUACUGGCAAUGCUUCGUGCACUCAACCUGUCGCGGAACAAAAUCUGUUGCCGCCUCCUAAGAAAAAAGCGAAAAAGAAGAAGAAAGCUAAACGGAAAGAUGAUGAGCCAAAGUUAGAUCUCGCUCGUAUUAUAAAGAUAUCAGGUAUCGGGGAUGACGAUGAUAUCUUUGAUUCCGAGCUGACAACUGAAAGUGAGGUUCCUUGUCAAAUGCAGCAAAGCGAGGCUAAUUCUGGACAACCUCUGAGCCAACUUUCAUCUCAAGGAACAGUUCCUGUUAGCUCUGCUCAGAGUCUCCAAGUACCUGUAACAAAUACAACGAAUACGCAAGCUUCUGUAUCGCAAACACUCAAUAGUCAACUUGUCACCCAACUUCAGAUGCCUGUACAAAAUGCGAUAGCCGGACAAUUUCGAUUAUCAAUUGGAGAUGAUGGGAAAUUUAUCUUACAUCAUACCCCGGAACCCAAUCAACCUGAAAUAGAUUCAGCGACCGCGCAAGCUUUAAUACGAUCUCUGAGUCAAAAUAGUGGUCAAAAUUCACAGAUUAUCUCACAACUUUUGAGCCAAGCGCAAAGUACUCCGCAGUCUACUCAAAAUACGAUCCAGCGACAGAAAUAUGUCAAAUCACCUUUAUCCAGUGGAAAUCAAGUUUCAACCAAUACUAUUAGCUCUACAUGCUCGCAAAAUGUCAUUUGCACUACUAGUCCGCAUCAUGGCCAGAUAUGUUCGAAGCCAAUUAAUCAACAGAAGAAUAUUAAUAUUGUUCCUCAAGAAACUAAUUCGCUACCAAGUAUUUGCGUUCAAAGUAACAUUGGAUCUUUACAAUCGCUAGAAACUCAAACAUCAAAAAACGUUAAUGUACAAAAUCUGAUACAAGCUAAGAAUGUUCAAUCUACACUGUCACAAACAGGUAAUAACACCUCUCUGAAUACUCCGGAUAUUUUAUCCACAAAACCUACUAUAUUUGGCAUUCAAAGUCCUCGAAUGUCUAAUGCAAGCCAAACGAGUUCCAAUCAACAGAAUAUUUCUCUACAAAAAUCUAGUCAAGUUCGGCUCACGAAUGCUUGUAUAACUACGAAUGUACGACAAAAUUUGGGAAAACAAUCGAUACAACAGUCACAACAACAUAGCGUUCACGUGCAAAAAUCAUUACCCAGUAGUUCAAUAGUACAAAAUGAUCAUAUGUCUAAGACUAAUCAGAAUCUUCAGACGAAUCCACAAGAGACUCUAACAUUGCAGCAGGAGUCACCCCUGUUUCAACAUAAUCAACAAAUUACCGCGCAAACUGUACAAACUCAAAAUGUGCAACAAAUAUUUGAACAAAAUUUGCAGAGCUCAAACAUUCAUCAAAAUUCUAUGAACAUAUUGCAGCAACAGAGCUCUUGUAACACCAUGCAACAACAUGAUACCAUGAAUGUUUUACAUUCAAGUAUCCAACAAAAUACAAUUAAUGUAUUGCAACAAAAUACGGCUGGUAACGUUCAAAAUAUAGAACAAAAUUUGCAAUCAGGCAUGAAGGAUAUAACUCACGCGCAACAGAACGUCAUGACCAGUUUGCAACAACAGAAUACAUCUGCCGUUUUACAUAACGCGAGUGUCCAACAAAAUGUGAAUGUUCAGCAACAGAAGGUAGUGACAGCAAAUACUUUUUCUUCCGUUAAUGCACAUCACUUUGAAUCGCAGAAUUCGGCUAAUGUCGUGCAACAAGGAAUUAACACACAGCAAAAUAAUCAGAAUCAGAAUAUAUUGAUCACGACUGCUCCUACUACUAAUACAACCCAGCAGAACGAAUCUCAAAAGAUCGAAUCCCAAGGUGCGAAUAUACUAAAUUCAGCGGCGAACAACAUACUGAAUAACGCACCUAAAAUUACGCCUGAAAUUUUAAAUGCGUUAAGCAACUUGAAUCCUAACGAUCAGCUGCUAAUCGCAAAUGCGAAUGGCCAGAUGCAGGUGAUUAGUCAGCAACUCUUGCAACAAUUUUUGGCUGGACAGUUAAACGCGACGAAUCAAACGCAAAAUCAAAAUCAAACUCAGAAGAUAGUAAUCGGCGAGCCAGAUGCGAAUAAUCAGAAUUUGCAAGGUGUUCAGAUUAACACUCCAACAAGCCAAAUAAUAGUAAAUAGUUCUGGUGGAGCUCCAACGAUCCAAAAUAAUAUUCAAAACAUAGUGGUACAGGCUGCACCUUCUCAGAUGCCGCAACACAUACAAAUUCAAAAUUCGAACUUUCCUAGUCAAUUUAUUGACAACCUGAAUCAGCAACAAAUUAGGAACUUGGGUAACAAUCAACCAAAGAAGACAAAAAUCGUGAAAAAGACGAAAGUUGCCGUCACUGCUCAAAGCAUUGUAAACUCACAGACAAAGACAGUAACCGUCAUGCGACCAACAAUGGUUACGGCGAAUACGUCCAAUUUACAAAAAAUUGACAAUUCUAAAACAACCACGACUAUAUCCAGUACAAAUCCUACUAAGAGCGAGCCGACUCACAUUAUCGCCAAUGGCCCAUUGAUUUCAUCUUCUACAGCCAGUCACAUGUCAGUUCCCUCAAAUGGUCAAAUGAUACAAAGAGUACAAACCAUUCAGCUUCCUGCUCAAAUGCAGCAAACGCUGAAAGGCAUUCAGUCUCAAAUCCAAGCUAUUUUAUCAAAUUCUCGAAAAUCGCCUCACGAUCAGGCGACAUUGGCGAAGUUAUACCAGGAGCAAACAAAAAUAUUAGCCAGUGGAAAGGUUGUUAGCACUACUACUCAUUCUGUCAAUAACACCGCCGAGACAACGUUCAGUGUAAAUGUAGUUUCAACAGUUGCGAAUAUACAUUCACAAAAUUCAUUUAAGAACCAAACAUCAGCGACGCAAACGCAGACACAAACUUCCACUGCUUCUAUGCCGAUAACAUCUCAAACUCUAAGUCCGACCACAUCUGUAGCAAUGCCGAGUAGUUCGAAUAACAGUUUCAUUAAUAAUAUCACGGUACCGCAAAGUGUGCAAGCGCAACAACCGACUAUAUCGAAUGCUGCGACACAGAGCAUUCAUCAGACGCACAUUAAACAGCAUAAGUUUUACCAAAACCACGGGACUCAGAUACUGAAUCCGUCCUCCGCGAACAUACAAAUCUUCUCACCGCCAAUUACCUCCGUAGCAGCUUCGCAAGUACAGAGCAAUGUACAACAAUUGACCCAAGUUCAAACGCAGCAACAAUCGGGCGUGCAGUGUCAACAACAAUCAACGCAGUGUCAAACAGAUCCAUUGGACUUCAAGCCAGCUAUACAGGCACCAAGUCCCGUGAAACAAGAGCUUUCCUCCCCUAUUCAAGUUCAAGUUCAAAGUGGCUCUCCUGCGAAUCAAGUAACCUCGCCUAGAAUGAUAAGUAAGGGGACGCAAAGGAUUCAAAGUCCUGUAAACAACAACGGAAGUACAAUAAAACAACUCGUCAGCCCUAAUGGCAACUCUAAUCCUUUGAUAAGUCCGAGGCAAGGUGUGAAAAGGCGCGCGACUAGCCCGAUUUGUAGGCAGAUGAAUCGUAGCGAAUUAGUGGAGCAACAGUUAAAAAUCGAUCAAAAUGGUGCAACAAAUCCAGAUAUGAAUACGCCAUUCUCAAGCAAACGCGAUGCGUGCAAACGUCUGGUCAGAUAUCAUUGUUUGAAUGAGCAAGUAUUAGGACCUAAGGAUCUGACAAAAGCAGACGAAAUAUUCGAGGAGACAGCGAAACAUUUAUUGAGCAAAUUCAGUUCUAUGAUAAACAAAUACACGUAUCUUCUCCUAAUGGAAAGCAUGCGCGAAGUAAGGACGUCGGAAUUGAUGAUGAUCGACAGGACUAUUGUAGCCGAAGAACAAAGUAUUCUCAACAGGUUACGAGAACAAGAAGCAAAACUCAAUGAAGAGUUUAAGAAGGAAGAGAAACCGUUGGUGCCAAAAGUUGAACCUGGCCUUGUGGAAGAGAGCAAAGCAACAUUAACAACAUCCCCACCUUUAGUAAACGUAUCUGUAAAACGCGAACUAGAGGAUGAUUUCCCAAGCGAAGAAAUGGAAUGCAAACCAGUGAUCAAAACGACGAAUAGUACCAGUGGCGAUUACGACGAGUGGCUGGAAAUCCAGAAAGAACUGGGUGUAUAUCCAUCUACUACAGAUACUUUAAAGUGUAAAAACGGCAAUAACAGUGGUAAUAGUGCAUGUGCUGUUACGAGAGCAUCAAAAAUUGAAAGAACACGAGCAAAUGGCGAGUGUCUUCGUACGAAUGUUGCAAAUACAAAUGUACCCGGUGUCUCAAACACGACUAUGAAAGAUGAUUGCGAGCAAGACAUAAAUACUUUCGAUAGGCGUUGGAGUAGUGCCACUGAUCUCGAACGAGAUUUGUCGGAGGAUACCGACUUGGAUGGAUUAGCUUUGCAUUCGCAGACGCAAUGUCCAAGUAGUACCGCCCUUGUAACGACUAGCGAAAGUGGAAACGUCGGUAACGAACAUGAUGAGAUCAACGCACAAGUACAGUCCGCCAUUGACAGCAUCCUUAAUCUUAAGAAACGUCCCACGAACACACUGUCAGGCAGUAGUAGCGGUAGUUCGUCAUCGCAAUCCGACACGAAAGACACUGCGCUGGACCAAGCAGUCCGCAGCAUUUUAGGCUCGUGACCCUCCUUUAAUAAAGUAUGUUAAGAAGUGAAAGUUGAUAGUUGAAUCAAGCUAAUCAUACGUCUUGAAAAUUUUAAAGGAAACUUAAAGUGAUAGUAAGUCGAUUUUUCAUUGUGUUUUUGUGGAUGUCACAUUGAGAUCUAUUCAUUUUAUGAGAACUAUAUUUUAGUAUUGAUAACGCAACAGUCGGGAAUGGACUGUUUUCAAUACUGCAUAUCUUGAAGCACACGGAUCGUUACUAAAUUAUUUGUAUAAAUCAUACGUGACCUUAUUAUUUUAUUUAUACAUUACACAGCAGAGGCAAACUGGAUCACGCAUACAUGUUUUGCGGUACAAUGUUUUUAAUUUGUCAAAGAUUCUGUUUUACAAUGGCAAUAAUUAUUCAUAAUAUACAAACAUGUAUACUUUUCCAGUAGUCUAGCUGUAAUAAAGCCACCGCGUAAAUCUAAUUCUAGCAGCUGUACAUGUGAAUAGACUAGAUAGAUAACUCGCUCAGAUUUUUCAAUAUGGCACUUUGUAAUGUAAUUUUGUAAAAAGUAAUUAUUUAAAGCAACUUAUUCCACUUUAUCUGUAGUACUUGUAGAGGAAUCUUAUUGAUACUUAAAAAAAAUGGGUCGGUGAAUAUUGUACAUACGUUUUUAAGGUGUAUUAUUAAUAUUAUUAUUACGAUUAUUAUUUGUAUUAUUGUUAUUGAGAUUUAUUCUCAGAAUUAUUAUUAUAUUACCAUCAUUAUGAUUAACAUCAUCAUCAUUGAAAUCGACGAUGAAUAUAUGGAAAGAGCAAAGAGAAAGUAAUAGUGUAAGAGACUGAUAUGUAAAAUCAUGGAAAAACGCGGAAUGUAAUUUAAUACAAGAUACAGGCGGUUCGUUACUACCAAUAUGAUGCUAUGUGAAAAGAGAUCAUAAAGAGAUCGUAUGUCGAAAUUUUUUUCGUAAGAUUAUAUUUCUCAGAAAUGAUUCUUGAUAAAAAUUGUAGACAUUUUCUUUAUAAAUUUACUUUUCUCAAAUUGAUUGUGCUAUAUCAGCGUAACAGAUCGCCUUGUACAUGGAAAAGAAAGAGAAUACAUAAUGUUUAUGCGUGUUAUACUUUGGAUUCAUUUCUAUUUCAUAUAUAGUCUCAAUGUUAAGACGCAAAAUCAAAGAGACAAACUGUUUCUAAAUAAUGUAUAGGAUUUUAUGACUUUCUUUUUUUAGCAUCACAUACAGAUUCACAAUACAUAUGUGAGUAAUCGAUGGAUGCGUGUUGGAGAGUGCAUGUGUGGAAAAAGGAUAAUCACAUAAUCGAUAAAGCAUUUGAGGAUUUCUCUAUAAUUACCAAAAUUGAUCAACAUACAUUCCUAUGUCAAAAUGUAUGGUUUUAUUUUUAAUUUUAUUGUAACAAACGUACGCGCUAUUUUACACGAAUAUUCGAACUAAAAUUAAGGAACAAUAGAUAUCUGGAAUUCUUUUUCGGUUUUAACAAAUUGAUGCUUUUGUAAAACGCGAUAAUGAUAUCUCUGUCUAAGAUGAAGUUUUAUUAUGUGAACUUGAUCACGUAUUCUUUUUCUACAUAUAUCUAGAAUGACUCUCUAGAGACAGCGAAAACAAUGCGUUUUCUGGCAAAAGCAAUCCAAGACUGACGUAUAUACAGAAAAAAAAUCAAGCAAAA